CGAACAGGACCAUGAAUGUCGCCGGCCAAAUUUCACUGGGUUCGAUUACACACACACACGAUUGAAGGUGCAUGCAUAUUAUAUUUUUGGAGCAUCGAAGUAAAAGAUGCAGAGGGGUGAUUAUCAGAGUUAUGUUGCUCUGUUCGAGACGGAGAGACCCAAAGGAAAGCUCUUCAUCUACAGGCUCUUCUCCGUCUACUUAUUCGCCGGAAUAUUCUCCAUCUGGGUUUACAGAUUCUCUCACUUAUUCAUUAAACAAGAAGAUGGCGGCGGCGACAAAUCUUCUCGGCUCGUUUGGCUCGCUCUGUUUGCUGCUGAACUAUGGUUCGGCUUCUACUGGCUUCUCACUCAAGCCUUCCGAUGGAACCCUGUCUUCCGACGUCCCUUCAACGACCGUCUCUCUCAAAGAUACGAGCAUAGCUUGCCAAGAGUGGACAUGUUUGUGUGCACGGCAGACCCAGAGAAAGAGCCACCAAUAAUGGUGAUGAACACAGUGUUAUCAUUGAUGGCUUACGACUAUCCCACCGAGAAGCUCAGUGUGUAUCUCUCCGACGAUGCUGCCUCAGAGAUCACCUUCUAUGCUUUACUAGAAGCUUGCUCUUUUGCCAAGCACUGGCUUCCCUUCUGCAAGAGAUUCAGCGUCGAACCCAGGUCUCCUUCUUCUUAUUUUGAUACUUUGCCUUUAUUUCCUAGUUCUUCAGAUCAUGAUGACUCUGUUUGGACCAACGAGUUGGCAGCCAUUAAGAAACUAUACGAAGAUAUGGAAAGACGAAUAGAAGAUGCAACCAAGUCGGGACAAGUACCCAGAGAUGUACGUUCAAAACACAAGGGAUUUUCUCAGGGGGAUUCGUUUUCUUCUCGACGUGACCACGACACAAUUCUUCAAAUAUUACUUCAUAGGAAAGAUGCACAGAAUUCGAAAGACUUAGAAGGGUCUGCUAUGCCAACUCUGGUGUACUUGGCUCGUGAGAAGAGACCCCAAUAUCCCCACCAUUUUAAAGCCGGAGCCAUGAAUUCUUUGAUAAGGGUGUCUUCAACGAUUAGCAAUGGCAAAAUUAUUCUGAACGUGGACUGUGACAUGAUGUCGAACAACUCAAAAUCAGUGAGAGAUGCACUGUGCUUCUUCAUGGAUGAAGAGAAAGGCCAUGAAAUAGCUUUUGUGCAGUUCCCACAGCACUUCGUGGGUGUCACUAAGAAUGACUUGUAUGGGAGUCAUAUGCGAAUAUUAAGCGAGUUGGAAGGGCAUGGAGGCGAUGGCCAUGGUGGCCCGUUGUACAUUGGAACAGGCUGCUUUCACAGAAGAGAUGUUCUUUGUGGGAGGAAGUUCAGUAGCGAUCAACACAAUGUUAUGAAUGACUGGAACGACGAGGACGACCAACUCAUGGAAGAAAGCUUGCACAAACUAGAACAGGAAGCAAAGCCUCUUGCUAGCUGCACCCAUGAACAAAACACACUGUGGGGAUCUGAGAUGGGGGUACUAUAUGGAUGUGCAGUCGAGGAUGUGAUAACAGGAUUGUCUAUACAUAGCAAAGGGUGGAAAUCAGUGUAUUGCAAUCCAGAAAGGAAGGCAUUCUUGGGAGCACCUGUGACCACAUUGGAACAAGUAUUGGUUCAGCAGAAGAGAUGGGCUGAGGGUGAGUUUCAGAUUCUGGUUUCCAAGUACAGUCCUCCUUGGCAUGCUUAUGGCAAACUUAGCCUAGGCCACCAAAUGGUAUACAGUCACUAUUGCUUUUGGUCAACUAACACCUUGCCAAUUCUUUGUUACUGCGUCGUCCCUUCGCUUUGUCUGCUCAAGGGAGUUCCCUUGUUUCCAGAGAUAUCAAGCCCAUGGUUCAUACCUUUCGCGUACGUGACACUUGUGGCAAACACUUACAGCUUGUUAGAGUUUUUGUACUUUGGAGGCACAAUCCUGGCAUGGUGGAAUGAACAAAGAAUUUGGCUCUACAAGAGAACAGGCUCUUACUCCUUUGCUUUCACGGAGAGUAUCUUGAGGCUCCUAGGGUUUCCUUUAGCUUCAGGCUUCUCAAUCACGGCUAAAGUUGCAGAACAAGACGCUUCCCAACGCUACGGGAAGGAGAUUAUGGAGUUUGGAGCCUCUUCUCCCAUGUUCACUCUCUUAGCAACACUUGCCAUGCUCAAUUUGUUUUGCUUUAUUGGCGUAUCAAUGGGGGCUCUUGUGAGUGAAGGUGGCAUUAUUAGCGUCUUGGAGAAGAUGGUGUUGCAGGUUAUGUUAUGCGUGGUUCUAGUUCUCAUCAAUUUGCCAAUAUACGGAGGACUGUUCUUUAGGAAGGACAAGGGAAGAUUACCAUCCUCUGUUGCCAUUAGAUCUACAAUGUUUGCUUUAAGUGCAUGUGUUCUCAUAAAAGCCUUGCACUAAACUUAGGUUCUUGAUUACCUUUGCAAAUAAGUAUGAUUACAUGUAGUGGUCAUUCUGGAAUAAGUGACGUAUGUUUUGCUACAGUGUGUGAUUGGUAAUUAAAGAACAGAAAUAUUUUUUUCCCAUUUGAUUUUAUGUAAUAUUUAUUCGAUAAUGUUGAUGUGUAUUUUUAA
This is a messenger RNA of Prosopis cineraria, 2550 nucleotides long. RefSeq names its product cellulose synthase-like protein E1. Gene Ontology annotation, molecular function: cellulose synthase (UDP-forming) activity; mannan synthase activity. The record is from RefSeq and is a predicted model, not a curated record. The coding region runs from base 107 to 2377 and encodes 756 amino acids. Lineage: Eukaryota; Viridiplantae; Streptophyta; Magnoliopsida; Fabales; Fabaceae. Gene Ontology annotation, cellular component: plasma membrane; trans-Golgi network. Gene Ontology annotation, biological process: plant-type primary cell wall biogenesis; cellulose biosynthetic process. The transcript is spliced from 8 exons.